Archocentrus centrarchus (flier cichlid) is the source of this 3414-nucleotide messenger RNA. RefSeq names its product kinesin light chain 3 (gene klc3). The record is from RefSeq and is a predicted model, not a curated record. Gene Ontology annotation, cellular component: cytoplasm; kinesin complex. Gene Ontology annotation, molecular function: kinesin binding. Bases 283 to 1860 code for a protein of 525 amino acids. The transcript is spliced from 15 exons. NCBI's taxonomy places the organism in Eukaryota, Metazoa, Chordata, Actinopteri, Cichliformes, Cichlidae. Gene Ontology annotation, biological process: microtubule-based movement.
CUAGCUUGAUGCUAGCGGCUGCGUAAUGCCGGGAGGAGGCUGCAGGUGAAUGAUUAGCAGCUCCCACCUUCCACCGUCCCUCCUCUUUAACAAACUCGGAGGUACUGAGCGCGGCGAUGCUCCGCUGGGACUGACGGGCUCCUGUUCACAAACAAACGUCAGCGUUUCAUUCAAAGUGAGCGCCAGGACGAGAGCGCGCCGCGGAGUCCGGACUUAGCAGUUUGUAGACAUCAGCUGUGUCAGGUCGGUUGCUGUGAGAGGAGGAACCUCAGAGCGGCAGCCAUGUUGUCGGCGGAGGAGAUUCUGUGCAGCACACAGCAUGUGAUCGCAGGGCUGGAGGCUCUGAGAGGGGAGAACCGCAGCCUGCUGGACAGCCUAAAGGAGGUGAUGGAGAGCCGGGCAGUAUCAGAGAGCAGCAGCGUGGAGCAGGAGAAGACCAGCAUCAUCCGCCAGUCGCUGGAGAGGAUAGAGCUGGGGCUGAGCGAGGCACAGGUGAUGAUGGCACUGUCAGCUCACCUCGGUUCCCUCGAGGCAGAGAAACAAAAGCUCCGAGCUCAGGUUCGUCGUCUCUGUCAGGAGAACCAGUGGCUCAGGGAUGAGCUGGCUGGUGCUCAGCAGCGGCUGCAGGACCGGGAGCAGGAGGUCGUCACCCUCGAGGAGCAGAACAGACACCUGCAGUUCAUGUCCUCCAUACGCAAGUACGACCAGGAUGAGCCCCCCCUGGAUGACAGAGACACUUCCUUCAGCAAAGAGUCGCUGGAUGACCUGUUUCCCGCCGAGGAUGAGGAGCAGUCACCGAUGUCCCAGCCUCACCACAGCAGCGCCGCAGCUGCAGCCCAGCAGGGCGGCUACGAGAUCCCCGCCCGCCUUCGAACGCUCCACAACCUGGUCAUCCAGUACGCAUCCCAAGGCCGAUAUGAGGUAGCGGUACCUCUCUGCAAACAGGCUUUGGAAGACCUGGAAAAGUCCUCGGGCCACACCCACCCUGACGUAGCCACCAUGCUCAAUAUACUGGCACUGGUGUACAGAGACCAGAACAAAUACAAAGAGGCAGCAAACCUGCUGAACGAUGCUUUGGCCAUCAGGGAGAAAACUCUGGGGAUGGACCACCCGGCUGUGGCAGCGACACUCAACAACCUGGCAGUGCUUUAUGGGAAAAGAGGAAAAUACAAGGAAGCGGAGCCGCUUUGUAAAAGAGCUCUGGAGAUCAGAGAGAAAGUUCUCGGCACAGACCAUCCAGAUGUGGCCAAGCAGCUGAACAACCUGGCUCUGCUGUGUCAGAACCAGGGCAAGUACCAGGAAGUGGAGCAGUACUAUGAACGCGCUCUGCACAUCUACCAGAGCAAACUGGGACCGGACGACGCCAACGUGGCGAAAACCAAGAACAACCUGGCGUCGUGCUAUCUUAAGCAGGGGAAGUACAGACAAGCUGAAGCUCUUUACAAAGAGAUCCUCACCAGAGCGCACGAGAAGGAGUUUGGAUCUGUUGAAGGCAGGAACACAGAUCGUACACCUUUCGUCCUCCUCGGUCCUCCAGGUGACGGUCGUCCCAGCUGGGCCGGGCCGGAGGACGGCGGCUCCAGACAGGACGGACUGAAGCGCAGCGGCUCCUUCACCAAACUCAGAGAGUCGAUAAGGCGGAGCAGCGAGAAACUGGUCCGCAAGCUGAAAGGGGUCGGAGUGGAGGAAACGGCCCCAAGGAAUGCUGGGAUGAAGAGGGCAAACUCUCUGAAUGUUUUGAAUGUUGGAGUCAGAGAAAGUCAGGAUGGCAGCAAGUCGAGUCAGCUGUCGGAUAUUCGGGGCCUGAGCUCCAGCACGCAGAGCCUGAUGAGAAGAGGCUCGCUCGGUGGGACCAGCUAACCCAGAAACGAGCACAUCCCUCUCGACCAACACGGCGCAGUGUGUGUAAUCGGUGUGAGAACACCUCCAGAGCUGAGACUUUUAAAGUCUGUAACAUCAGAUCUCUCUUACACAGAGGACUGGGUCACAUGUUCAAUCUUUCCUUCCUGAUCACUUGAAACUUGAUAUCCGCUCAUUCCUGGUUUAAGGUUACAAGUUCAGUUUGAUCAUUUCCAGUUUUUACGUUGAUCUUAAACUUGUUUUAAAAGUCAUUUUAAACUAGUUAAGCUGCGUUCACCCUGCAGACUGUGGUCCUGCCCGUUUCUCAUGUUCAACUGUGGGACAUUUAAAGAAGCACUAAAAAAAGGAGGAUAGAUAGAUGUAUAUAAAGAUUACAUUUCCUAAAAUUGAGCGGUGCAUUGAUACUAAAGAUCAUAUUUUACAUUUUUUAUAAUUUGAGAAGCACAGGGAUCAAAAUGUUUUCUGUCAGAGUUUACACCUUUAAAAAUAUGAUAAAUGUGUUUGCCUUUAAAAUGUGCUGGUCACCUCUAAUUUAUACUGUUAGUCUGUGUUAUUGGGCCUGAGUCUGCUCUGACAUUAUUCCAGCACAGCUAAAGCACAUAUCUGACUUUUAACAUGUGUACAUAGGUAAUCUCUUCAGUUUAUGGCUGCAAACCAUCACUCUGAGCUCAGUAUUUACCGAUUACCUGUCAGCAGUGUAAAGGUCUCUCUAAACUGGUUGCUGUGUGCCUAAAUGUCAGGUUUGCUUUAUGGUUUUUACUGGAUUUGGAUUGAAAUGAAGCCUCUUUACUGAAAGCUUCUGUGUGGCUUUAACACAUUCUGGCUUCUUUUUGUAGCUGAAGGUUCAAAAAGCACAGCAACGAGUAGGAAAAAUAUCAGAGCGGGUGCGAGUUUGCAUCCGUGUUUAAAAUAGCAAACAUUGAUAAACAGCUGACGUCUAACCUAUGAAGAGACUCCAAACAAAACGCAGCCAGCAGAGGAGCAGAUCUGCAGCCAGCAGAGGAGCAGAUCUGCAGCCAGCAGAGGAGCAGAUCUGCAGCCAGCAGAGGAGCAGAUCUGCAGCCAGCAGAGGAACAGAUCUGCAGCCAGAUGAUUCACAUCCACGGGACGCAGAAGCAGCUGAAACCUGAGCCGCUUCCAGGCUGCUGGUUGCUUUGUGGCUUUUUGCUCUGUGGUGGUUGAAGUAGCUUAAAGUCGCAUAAUGAGCUGCUGAGAUCGCGUACUUUAAGGCAUGUAGGUCAUGAUGUCUGCUUUUCACUGAAAUGCCUGAAAUCCACAAAUACCUACUAAAAAAAAAAAAAGCUUCAACUAAUAUUGAAUGUAGUUUUUUCUGAUAUUUAUUAGUUUUUUAAACGACUGGAAGAGUUCAGCUGUAGAUUUGUUACAGAGAAUGAAACACUGUGUUCAUACACACUCAGGAAUAACGGACUGCUGCUGAAGGACGGAGAAACGCUGUGUGUGCGUCUGCUGUCAGUGUAAAAGUCUGUUACAAGCUUGAAGAGAAAUGAGACGCAUGUGUGUAUUUUACAUCUGCAGACUUGAGCUGUAAUAAAU